CAUUAACACUUCCCACUUUAUAUCUAUAGCUUCAUCUUCACCCAUUUAGGUUAACAUAUACCACCGUCAGCGGCGCACGUUAACCAUGGAUCGCAACGCCGUCUUCCUCACGGCUUUCAUCUGCAUUGUCAUCUCCUCCGUCGGCGGUCAAUCUCCCUCCUCCUCCCCCACCACCUCCCCACCGCAAGUGGUCGCAUCUCCUCCUCCUACCACCACCGCUCCCCCACCUCAAGUCGCAUCUCCACCAACCUCCACUCCUCCCCCUGUUGCCGCUCCUCCCACCGUUGCGUCACCACCACCAACUACUCCUCCUCCUGUUGCUUCACCACCACCGGCUACCCCUCCUCCUGUUGCAUCACCACCUCCAGCUACUCCUCCUCCUGUUGCAUCACCGCCACCAGCUACCCCUCCUCCUGUCGCCUCACCACCACCUGCUCCACUCGCUUCCCCCCUUGCUCCUGUCCCCGUUUCAUCUCCGACUCCUAGUGUGACUCCGACGGUUGCUCCUUCUCCUUUACUUUCAAGCCCACCGGCACCUCCCACCGGUGCUCCUUCUCCUUCUCUUGCCACCGAUCUAUCUCCGGCACCAUCUGCUACCGAUGUGAGUGGCGUAGAAAAGAUGGGUUCAAUGGUUGGGAGCAUUGUUUUUGGAUGUGCUCUUGUUUACUCGUUAUUCUAGAGAUUGAUGGAUAUUUUUAUGGAAUUGAGAUGGGUUCUAUAUAGUUUUCGGGGAGUAUGGUUGAAUGCCUUUGCAUUGUAUUUGGAGUAGCUAUAUACAUUCUUUUGGGGGGAUGAUGAUGAUGUUUCUUGUAAUUUUGAUUCUGAUAUUGUGGACGACUUAUAUUGUUUUGAUUUAUGCUACUUUAUGAUCUAUUUUGGAAAGGAAUUGUCAUAUGAGUUGUGUGGGUUGAGUUGCUCAUACAUGUUUCUUAAAGUUGCAAUCUACAUCAUACACCACAGUUUUAAAUAUGUUCUUUAAAAUAAUUGUGUUUGUGAAAAAGUUGCUCGAAAAGAGAGUUUCUGGUUAGAAAAGUAGGAUCGAAUAUCAAAACUAAUUUGUAUAAUCUUAGUGCUUGUGUAUCAAAAUAUUGUCCAAAAUAUAUAACUCCAACUCUAAUACAUGUAGUAUUAUGAAAUUGGGUUUGGGAUGAUAAAAAAAAA
Molecule: messenger RNA, 1161 nt
Organism: Lactuca saligna
Lineage: Eukaryota; Viridiplantae; Streptophyta; Magnoliopsida; Asterales; Asteraceae
Source: the annotation of a GenBank genome assembly